UUCUUUCCCCCUCCCUUUUCCUCUUACUCCUACAUUUUCCUCCCUCCUCCUUCCCCUCCCUAAUUUCUCCCUUCCCUGGUUUCUAGCUCCUUUUUGCUUUCUGUUUGUGUUUCUGAGGGCAGUGCUCCAAUUACCUCAUAUUUGGAGAGAGAAAGCUGCAGCCAAUCCGGUUUCUGUCUGCUUUUAGGUCAAGUGAUUUCUGAACUGCAGUGAGAUGCUUUGAAUUUGUCUUGUUGCAGCUCUGAGCCUGUAAGAUGGCUGUCUGAAUCGGCAGCGGCUGGAAGAGAUGGAGAGAGGCGGGGAGGGAGGGAGGAAGAAUUGGAGGGAUUUCGGCAUAGUGCAUGUUUUUAAACGUGCGUGUAAUCUGCUGAAGCCAAGGUUGGGAUUUCUCUGGGAUCUCAGGACUGGUUUAGCUGCGUUUUUGCUAGUUUUUGCUGAGACUAGUAGAGGAAAGAGAUGGGAAAUUCUCUGGGCUGUGUUAAGGAACCGAAAGAGUCAAUAGCUGUUCCUGAGAAGGCUCCCGUUUCUCCUAAGAAACGGGUUCGGUUCAAAAGGAAGUGGAGGGGAAAGAAAACCCCUACUCCAGAGGCAUCUCAUGAGGAAGAACCCUUGGAGGGGACCGGAGUCACUGAAGAGAUUGAAACCCUAACGAAGUUAACAGUGAGUCUCCAAAAGGAGGAAGGAGUGGGAGGGUUAGAGAAUCCCCCGCUAGACAUUUUACUGCCUGAAGACUUGGUCCCUAACUCCGGGGUGGGGGACCAGGGGAUGAUCGUGCCGGUAAAGGAGAGAUUCCAAGCGGAAAUCCAGACUGCUCACCUUUUAUUAGAGAAUGAGUCAUCAGCUGCUGCAGGGGUCUGGGAUUCCCUGGAAGAGGGGAUGACAGUCAUUGCUCACUUACUUGAUAAUCCAGCAGAAAGGAACUGUGAGAAGUCAGUGAGCCAACUGGUGGAAUUUCCGAGGACAGCAUCCUGCAGCAGCAGGGCUGUGCUACUGCCUUUGCAAGGAGAGACUGCAGUGGAGAAAGGAAGUAUUCAGCUCGGGUUUCGGACCAAAACUUUACCCAGGAAAGACUAUCCCACUGAUACAGGAAAUCAAGACCAACUUUCAGAGGGCUGGCGUGUUGGGGGAGGAACCAAAGGUAUUUCAAAUGCCCCCCCAGCAGCUUCCUGGAUUGCAGAAUGUUCUGUCCCUUCAUUGCUCCUGGGCCAGUCAGGAGGCCAGAAACCUGCCCACAUGAGUCGAGUGCCUCCCCAGGGUCCUAGACUGCCCACUUCUCAGAGCGAUUUAUCUAUCAGUGGCAUGACUGUUAGCCUUUUGCCCUCCUCCUCUGGUUAUGGCAGUGAUGGGCCACACUUACAGGGGAUCCCACCGAAAGAUACAGAACCUGAGAAGAGUUCUACAUCCUUCUCUGAAGAGGAUGGCACCCUUUCUUUGGAGGCAAGCCAUACCCCAUCCUGGAGUCCAGAAGAGGUAGGUAGGCAUAGUCAUGGGAUAAUCAAACAGCUGAUUGGAUUCCUCAAACUUAUUAAAGAAGGGUGUGGUGAGCAGUGAAGAUCUUGAUGCUUCUUCCCAAACUUACCUCUAUGUUAAGUACUGUGAGUUAGUGAAUGCUGGGGCUUGGCAAGUAGAAUCUAUUUCAGGUCUGCCCCUUGAUGCUUGAAACCAAGUCUUGGUGUCUCUGGGGAAUUCCUGAUUCUGGGUAACCAAGUGGCAUAAUUGCAUGAGCUAUCU
Choloepus didactylus (southern two-toed sloth) is the source of this 1731-nucleotide messenger RNA. RefSeq lists its product as uncharacterized. The transcript has a single exon. Lineage: Eukaryota; Metazoa; Chordata; Mammalia; Pilosa; Megalonychidae. The record is from RefSeq and is a predicted model, not a curated record. The coding region runs from base 457 to 1551 and encodes 364 amino acids.